GGACAAUGUGGAGUGGUCAGAAGAGCAAGCCGCAGCGGCGGAGAGAAAAGUCCAGGAGAACAGUACCCAGCGGGUGUGCCAGGAGAAACAAGACCCACGUUGAUAUGGCUAGCCAAUGACGACUGUGUGGUCACGCGAUCAUCUUGGAGCCUGUACUUUCUACAUGAUUUGCACUUUCCAUGAGGAGAUGUUUCCAUUGAAGCUUCAUUUAAUUGAUUAUGAGAUCAAUGCCCACAAAUACUGGAAUAACUUCUACAAAAUCCAUGAAAAUGGGUUUUUCAAGGAUAGACAUUGGCUUUUUACCGAAUUCCCUGAGCUGGCACCUAGCCAGAAUCAAAAUCAUUUGAAGGAUUGGUUCUUGGAGAACAAGAGGAGUGAAGUACCUGAAUGUAGAAACAAUGAGGAUGGACCUAGUUUAAUAAUGGAAGAACAGCACAAGUGUUCUUCGAAGAGCCUUGAACAUAAAACAGAGACACCUCCUGUGGAGGAGAAUGUAACUCAGAAAAUUAGUGACCUGGAAAUCUGUGCUGAUGAGUUUCCUGGAUCCUCAGCCACCUACCGAAUACUGGAGGUUGGUUGUGGUGUGGGAAACACAGUCUUUCCAAUUUUACAAACGAACAAUGACCCAGGACUCUUUGUUUACUGCUGUGAUUUUUCUUCCACAGCUAUAGAGCUGGUCCAGACAAAUCCAGAAUAUGAUCCUUCACGGUGUUUUGCCUUUGUUCACGACCUGUGUGAUGAAGAGAAGAGUUACCCAGUGCCCAAGGGCAGUCUUGAUAUUAUCAUUCUCAUAUUUGUUCUUUCAGCGAUUGUUCCAGACAAGAUGCAGAAGGCCAUCAACAGGCUGAGCAGGCUUCUGAAACCUGGGGGGAUGAUGCUUCUGCGAGAUUACGGCCGCUAUGACAUGGCUCAGCUUCGGUUUAAAAAAGGUCAGUGUCUAUCUGGAAAUUUCUACGUGAGAGGUGAUGGAACCAGGGUUUACUUCUUCACACAAGGAGCUGGACAUGCUUUUCACCACUGCUGGACUGGAAAAGGUUCAGAACCUGGUGGACCGCCGACUGCAAGUGAACCGAGGGAAGCAACUGACAAUGUACCGGGUUUGGAUUCAGUGCAAAUACUGCAAGCCCCUUCUGUCCAGCACCAGCUGAGAGGCACCUGCUGCCAAGACGGUGCAAGCUCAUUGUGUUUCCGGGCUUUUUUAAAAAAACAUCUGUAGCACCAGGCAUGGUGGUGCAUGUCUGUAAUCCCAGCCACUCAGGAGGCUGAGGCGGGGAGGAUCCAUUGAGCCCAGGAGUCCAGCCUGGGCAAAAUAGUGAGACCCUGUAUCUGAAAGUAAUCAUAAAAAUAAAAAGAAUAUAAAUGAGGUCUUGUUGACGUUGGACAAUUUAGGAAUUCAGACUUGAAGCUUAAACCUAGAAAAAGUUACUUUGUAUCAGGAUUCUAACAGUUAUGCUUUAUAUUUGUGAAGUCCUUUAAAAUAUAAUUUUCUCAAGUUAUUUCUUUGAGAUCUCAAUCUGUCUUAGCAUUUUGUAACUAAUAACUGAAAUUUUAUUCAAAGGAACUGUAAACCUUAAAACACCAAUUUAUUUCCAUGUGAAAAAGUGUUAUAUAUGACAAGUGUUUUUUGACUCUAAGUCCAUUAAACUUUUGAGAGUGUAAGAUGCCUGGGCUAGGGCCAACUGCAGUUAAUACUUACCGAGGUUAGUGGAAGGGCUCAUUAAGUUGUAGGGGAAGCAAAGGCUGGGAAGAAAUCAGAUCAGAUGUUUUCCUG
Cercocebus atys (sooty mangabey) is the source of this 1771-nucleotide messenger RNA. It is a transcript of the gene METTL2A, whose product is annotated as methyltransferase like 2A. The transcript is spliced from 9 exons. NCBI's taxonomy places the organism in Eukaryota, Metazoa, Chordata, Mammalia, Primates, Cercopithecidae. Bases 116 to 1216 code for a protein of 366 amino acids. The record is from RefSeq and is a predicted model, not a curated record. Gene Ontology annotation, molecular function: tRNA (cytidine-N3)-methyltransferase activity.